This is a messenger RNA of Clunio marinus, 2013 nucleotides long. NCBI's taxonomy places the organism in Eukaryota, Metazoa, Arthropoda, Insecta, Diptera, Chironomidae. The record is from the annotation of a GenBank genome assembly.
AAUUAACUAAAUUGAUCUACGCGUUGUUUCUGCUUAUUGUGAUAUAGAUUUCUGAGUUGUGAUUCUUUUCAUUGAGUAUUUGUGUGUGACUUUUGAGCGACAAUAAAUUAUCAACUGUUGAUCAUGUGAUUUUUCAAUUAACUUUGAUUUAAUCGCUUUUUCAAUCACCUCGUUGGGAAAUUUUAUAGUUAAAAUAACAAAGAAGCUCAACAAAUGAAAACAACAACAGAAGAUGAUGAUGCCGAUGAUCAGGAUGUUUCAAAACGUGUUAGCAGUUGGGUUAGUGACUUUGUCAAUGAGAUGCGUAAGAAGUCACCAGCAACAAUACAAAAAUGGGUUGAUUCAAUAGCUGUUGAUGAAAGUGACAACUCAAGUAAUGUAAAAGCGUUUGAAACAAUCGAAGAAGAAACUUGUGAUAGCAGCAGUAGCGAACUUAAAACUAACCAACCAUCAACAAGCGGCACAACUGAAAACAUUAAAGAGAGGCUCAAUGAUUUAUGCAAUAAAUUGAAUGUAAAUGAGAAGUUAAAGAGUAAAAAGAUUGGUCUUAAGAAUCUUAUAGCAAAAACCACACAAAAAUUAGUAAAUGAAUCUUCAAGUGAUCCACCGAUGGAGCAGAAAAAUGACGAAAACUUAACCAAUGAAGCGGUAGCAAACAUAAAAGAUGACAAUGAAGAAGAUUCUUCGAAAAAUGAAGAAAUUGUUUCAAAUGUAGAUAAUUUGUCAGCGCCGCGAACUCGAAUUGGUGUUCUUGGAAGAAGUUCCAGUGAGAAUCCCAGCCCAUUGUCAUCACGUAAUCGACGUUUAGUUGAAAUAGGACGAAGUUUUAGUGUAGCAAAUGAGAAUGAAUUGCCACCAGCACAAGCAUCAUCGGAAAAUUUAAUUUAUGAUGCCGAUGAAGACAUUUCAAUUACAAUUCCAUCGCUUAACACGAGCCCGAGUAUUAUUAGUAAUAACACAACAAAUAGUUUGAGUAAUAGUCAAAUAGCUCCUGUGCGAGCUAAUCUGCUUCAAGCAAGGCCAAUGCGAGAGCACACCGUAUCUGAAGGUCAUCAAAGCCCUCAAGUUCAGCACAAAAAUCCACUCCUUAGAGAUUCAUCGUUUCAGUCUGAUUCGAGUCAUUGCUCAAGUGUCGAGUCGUUACUUGAAGCUCGAAGACCUGAUGCGGAAGCAAUUUUAGUAAAUUUAGGAUUCGGACCAGUACAUGGCAAUGAUGACGUUUUGUCAAAGAUUCCAAAAAGAUUUCUUAAACCAUCUCAAGUUCGGGGUGUUGACACGGACACAUUUCUACGUAAUCAACAUUUGUCGAAUCAUAUUCAUGAACAUUCAGUUCUGGGAUAUCGAGGAUUAUUAGAUUACAAUAAUUUGGAAAUAUUACGGAGGUUUCAUCCUCAUGUGGCGUCUUCUAGAUCAUCAUGUUCUCUUAGUGACUCACAUGUUCCCUCGAACAUUGUUAAAGCAAUAAUUGAAAGAUUCUCAGCAAAUGAGAUUCGACGAAUGUCAUCGAUGGAAAGCAUUGAUUGCAGUAGUCCAAGAACUUUUAAAGGAAUCGCAAAUCACAUUUUAGCGCAUCGACAAUUUAUGAAGUGAACAAUUUGACUUGACCGUCCUAUGUGAAUCAUCACAAAGUCUUGUCAAAGUUUCAAUUCAGAAUUUAUAAUUAGAAAUUAAAUUUCGCACUGACAGAAUUUCAUAUCAAGAAAAUCCUUCUCCACUUUCCUUGUGAUAAGUUUUUAAGGAAAAAAAGUACACCAGAACCAAGUUCUUUUGACUAAUCUUUUUGAAAACUAUUAAAUAUUUUUAGCUUAGUCCUCGAUGAGGAAUGACAAGAAUUUCUCUUAAAAACUUUAUAAAAGUAACAUUUCUUAGCUCAGUGGCCCUCAAACUUCGUGUCGCAAGCAAUAUGAAAAUAUUUUUCAUCAUUUGCAAUACUUAUUAAUAAUAGGCCAAAACUUGUAGUCUUUCCACAUUACCUAUAUCAGUCGCUCAAUUUACCGCGACACGAAAAAGUUU